Leptopilina heterotoma is the source of this 1856-nucleotide messenger RNA. It is a transcript of the gene T3dh, whose product is annotated as probable hydroxyacid-oxoacid transhydrogenase, mitochondrial. The coding region runs from base 154 to 1575 and encodes 473 amino acids. Lineage: Eukaryota; Metazoa; Arthropoda; Insecta; Hymenoptera; Figitidae. The record is from RefSeq and is a predicted model, not a curated record. Gene Ontology annotation, molecular function: metal ion binding; alcohol dehydrogenase (NAD+) activity. Gene Ontology annotation, cellular component: mitochondrion. The transcript has 8 exons.
AGAUUCAACAGACUAUAUGAGAAGUCAAUUUGUUAGUCCCAAGUCCACGCCACAGUGUUUGUAAAAGUGAUAACUGUGAGAAUUUAUUUUAAUAGCGAUUAAUCAAAAAAUUUUCUUUAAAGAAAAAAUAAUUUUCCUUUUUCCCUCACAAUCAUGUUACCAAGAAGACGUGCCGUUGAUCUACUUCAAAUAAUAUCAUCACAAUCAUGUAAAUGUCCAGCACAUGGAAAUCCAGGCGGAAAUGGAAUAAUAAAUCAUGGAAAAACGCGUAGCACUGCUGCCACUACAGCUCCGACGAAAGAUUAUGCUUUCGAGAUGGCUUGUUCGACCGUUAGGUAUGGAAUUGGAGUAACUAGGGAAUUGGGUAUGGACGCUCAAAACUUAGGGGCGAAGAAAAUUUGCCUAAUGACAGAUUCAAAUUUAGUGAAUCUAUCGCCAGUAAAAAAGGCUCUUGACAGUUUGACAAAGCACGGAGUCAGCGUUGAAAUUUACGAUAAAGUUCGAGUUGAACCAACGGAAGCGAGUCUUCAAGAUGCAAUUAAAUUCGCUAAGAGUGGAAAAUUCGACGCUUACAUUGCUGUGGGAGGUGGUUCUGUUAUGGACACAUGCAAAGCUGCAAAUCUCUAUGCAUCGGAUCCAAAUGCUGAUUUUCUAGAUUACGUUAAUGCGCCAAUUGGAAAGGGUAAGCCAAUAUUAGUUGCAUUGAAACCGUUGAUUGCAGUGCCAACAACUUCCGGUACUGGCUCAGAAACAACUGGUGUUUCCAUUUUUGACUACAGACCACUGAAGGCAAAAACUGGUAUUGCCAAUAGAGCAUUGCGACCAACCUUAGGAAUAAUAGACCCAGAGCAUACAUUAACACUACCAGAAAAGGUUUGUGCCUAUUCUGGAUUCGAUGUACUUUGUCAUGCUCUUGAAUCCUUUACUGCCAUUCCAUACACCGAGAGAACACCUUGCCCAACGAAUCCAAUUUUAAGACCUGCCUAUCAAGGAAGCAAUCCUGUUAGUGAUGUUUGGGCAAGAUUUGCACUUCAAGUCAUGAGAAAAUACUUUGAACGAGCAGUUUACAAUUCUGAUGAUCUGGAAGCAAGAAGUAAUAUGCAUUUGGCUAGUACAAUGGCUGGUGUAGGUUUUGGAAAUGCUGGUGUUCAUUUAUGUCACGGUCUUUCCUAUCCCAUUAGUGGGAAUGUUCGUAAUUUUCAGCCAAAGGGCUACAGUGAUAAUCAUCCAAUUGUGCCGCAUGGACUUUCAGUUGUGAUUUCAGCACCAGCUGUAUUUUCCUUUACCGGAAAUGCAUGUCCAGAGAGACAUUUGGAAGCAGCACAACUGCUUGGCGCUGAUGUUAGUCAAGCAAAACGUGAGGACGCUGGUAAAAUUUUAGCCGACACUGUUAGGGAUUAUAUGAGAAUAAUGAAAGUUGAAAACGGAUUGGGAGAACUUGGCUUUAAGAAGGAGGACAUUCCAAAUCUUGUUCAAGGAACUUUGCCUCAGCAUCGCAUCACAAAACUAGCACCUCGAGAACAGAGUGAAGAGGAUCUUGCCCAACUUUUUGAAAAUUCGUUCCAAAUCUACUAAAAUAUUUUUCAAUUUUUAAAAAUAUUUUAAUAUAAAACUCAGAUAGCGCAUUUAUCAGACAAAAUGUAAAUAAAUCAUUUAUUUUUAUAGCCUUUCUUUAAACUUGUUACAAUUAAAAACUUUGUUGAAAUUGUUAUUAAAAGAAAAAAAUUUUUUUUCAAUAUCCUUUUAUUGUAAUAUUAAAUAUAUAUCUACAAAGUACAACAUAUUGUAAAUAGUGUUCGAAUGCCAAUUAUUGUCAAAUAACAAUAUUAAUAUAUAAAUAUAAAAUACAAAGUAAA